AUGUCCUUCACGACGAUACCGAUUCUAGACCUGGCUCUGGCCCAGGACCCAGCCACGAAGCCCGCUUUUCUGGCUGAUCUACAGCACGCCUUGAUGGAAGUCGGCUUCCUAUAUCUCAAGAACGUGGGCAUCUCAGACGAUGUGUUUAAGCAGGUUAUCGCCGAGGGCCGGGCAUUCUUUGACAUUCCCACAGAAGAAAAGCUCAAGAUCGAGAUGAAGAACGCGCCCUCGUUCCUGGGGUACUCACGUCUGUCGGCCGAAGUGACGGCCGGCGAGAUCGACCACCGCGAGCAGAUCGACAUCUCGACCGAGCACCCGCUACCGGGGCCCGGGGCGCCGCUACACGCCAACCUCCUGGCACCCAACCAGUGGCCGUCAGCCGAAGUGCUGCCAAACUUCCGCAGGGUCUUCGCCGAAUACCUCAAGACCAUGGGCCGCAUCUCCAUCUACUUCACCAGCCUCAUCGCCGAGGCCAUCGAGCUGCCCAGCAACGCCUUCGACAAGUACUUUGACGGCGACGACCAGCACCACAAGCUCAAGAUCGUCAAGUACCCCGACGUCGGCACGCUCGGCGCCGCCGGCAAGGGCGGCAACCAGGGCGUCGGGCCGCACAAGGACAGCAUGCUCACCAGCUACCUCCUGCAAGCCUCGCACCACCGCGGGCUGCAGGUGCAGAACAUGGCAGGCGAGUGGAUCGACUGCCCGCCGAUCGACGGCACGCUGGUGGUGGCCAUCGGGCAGGGACUGGAGGCGCUGACGCAGGGGGUGUGCAAGGCGACGACGCACCGGGUGCUGUCUCCCGCGGCGGGCGCGGGCCCGCGGUUCUCGAUCCCCUUCUUCCAGGGCGUGCGCGGCGACACGUCGUUCGCGGACCUGGCGCACGUGGGUGUCGGGCAAGUGCCGGAGCGCGUCAAGGCGCGGCGCUGGCGGGUUGGUCGAGGUGGUGUCGACGUCGUCGAGUUCACGUUCCGCGCCGGCGGCGCCGCCGCCACUCUCGGCGAGGCCACGCUGCGCAACCGCGUCAAGAGCCAUACUGAUGUUGGCGAGCGCUGGUACCCGGAUAUCCUGGCGAGUGUUAGGGAGGAGCAGGCCGCGCUGGCCAGGGAGAAGGAGAAGAAGAGGCUGGAAGAGCAGCAGCAGCAGCAGCAGCCUGCUGCGACGCAGGGAGAUAUUCCCCUUGCGCCAACGUCUGUAGAGGCGCACUGA
Molecule: messenger RNA, 1206 nt
Organism: Lasiosphaeria miniovina
Lineage: Eukaryota; Fungi; Ascomycota; Sordariomycetes; Sordariales; Lasiosphaeriaceae
Exons: 3
Coding region: 1-1206 (401 amino acids)
Molecular function (GO): 2-oxoglutarate-dependent dioxygenase activity
Source: RefSeq, a predicted model, not a curated record